CGGUUACAGCAUGCACGGUCAGACACUGGGGUCAGCGGCUUACAGCAUGCACGGUCAGGCACUGGGGUCAGUGGCUUACAGCAUGCCCGGUCAGACACUGGGGUCAGCGGCUUACAGCAUGCCCGGUCAGACACUGGGGUCAGCGGCUUACAGCAUGCCCGGUCAGACACUGGGGUCAGCGGCCUACAGCAUGCCCGGUCAGACACUGGGGUCAGCGGCUUACAGCAUGCACGGUCAGACACUGGGGUCAGCGGUUUACAGCAUGCCCGGUCAGACACUGGGGUCAGCGGUUUACAGCAUGCCCGGUCAGACACUGGGGUCAGCGGCUUACAGCAUGCACGGUCAGACACUGGGGUCAGCGGCUUACAGCAUGCACGGUCAGACACUGGGGUCAGCGGCUUACAGCAUGCACGGUCAGACACUGAG
This is a messenger RNA of Pelobates cultripes (western spadefoot toad), 426 nucleotides long. NCBI's taxonomy places the organism in Eukaryota, Metazoa, Chordata, Amphibia, Anura, Pelobatidae. The record is from the annotation of a GenBank genome assembly.